AUGCUGGAACCUUUGCUUCGCAGCUUCAAAGCCAAACUGCCAGGAUAUUGCAUGAGCCAACACCUGUCUCUGAAAUACCUAGCGUAUGCUGAUGACACCCUCAUCUUUUUGAACACACCUGCAGACCUAGAGCAAAGCAAGGAUCUGUACCACAGAUACUCCAUCGUCUCCAAUGCCAAACUCAAUGACCACAAGACGCAAGGUGUUAUGCUGGCAGGCAAGUGUGACCCCUGGAAACUCAAAUACCCAGAGUACCAAUGCCAGACUCUUCCCGCCCACCCAUCACCUAAAACCACUAAACCAAAUUCUUAGAAAAUUCCUCUGGAACGAAAGACACCCAAGCAUAUCUUGGAAGAUCCUUUGUGAGCCAAAACAAAGAGGAGGCCUCGGAAUUAUACCGAUUGAUUAUCAAG
Messenger RNA from Umbelopsis ramanniana AG, 413 nucleotides. RefSeq lists its product as uncharacterized. The transcript has 2 exons. The record is from RefSeq and is a predicted model, not a curated record. The coding region runs from base 1 to 312 and encodes 103 amino acids. NCBI's taxonomy places the organism in Eukaryota, Fungi, Mucoromycota, Umbelopsidomycetes, Umbelopsidales, Umbelopsidaceae.